AUGUUCGGUAAUUUACCGCCUACAACACACCUACAAAUUCCAUUUGAGCAGCCUAACAACAUUGGAAAGAAAUAUUGCCAACAUUUUAAAUGCAGUGGAAUUAUUUUUGCAAAGACAAUUUCAAAAUUGAACUUUGCGAAUUUCAUCUUAGUUUGGAAAGUUUCGCACAAGACUAUUGUAGGAUAA
Ascoidea rubescens DSM 1968 is the source of this 186-nucleotide messenger RNA. RefSeq lists its product as uncharacterized. Bases 1 to 186 code for a protein of 61 amino acids. NCBI's taxonomy places the organism in Eukaryota, Fungi, Ascomycota, Saccharomycetes, Ascoideales, Ascoideaceae. The record is from RefSeq and is a predicted model, not a curated record. The transcript has a single exon.